Molecule: messenger RNA, 2484 nt
Organism: Oldenlandia corymbosa var. corymbosa
Lineage: Eukaryota; Viridiplantae; Streptophyta; Magnoliopsida; Gentianales; Rubiaceae
Source: the annotation of a GenBank genome assembly
AUGAUUGGUCAAGAUCCACAGCCAAUCAGUUCUGAAGAUUCUGUCAAGAAAUUUGAGACCAGGAUGACACCAAUCCAUCUCUUCCAACUCAUCACUGAAAUCAAUAAACCAACAGAUCUUACAGAAGAGCCAGAUGCGGUAGAUUAUCGCCAACUACAAAGGCAGGCUAUCAGAGAUAUGGGAUUUGGCGCCUUGCUGAAUCUCAAAAUUAAAAAUAUUCCAACAGCAUUAUGUAGUUUUCUGGCAAACAAUUUGCAGACCGGUGUGAGACAAGUCUCAUUGAAUGGCAAAAAUGUACUGGAUAUCAAACAGGAAGAUGUUGUUGCUGUACUUGAUCUUCCUCGUGGACCCAAACCAGUGGAAGAAUUCAAACAGAACGAUCCCGCUAUAACGGACCACACUGAGAUGGUGGAUGCAUUCAAGAAAAGAAUGGGAUACAUUAAUAAAUACCUACCAACCACAUCCACAGCGGCACAAUUAAUUGCUGGUCGAAAAGAUAUUGGUGAUGAAUUCAAACGAGAUUUCCUGGUCUUUGUUGUGAGCACAUUCCUACAUGGAAACACCACCUCCAGGAUCACAAUGAACAUCUUGAAGUCCCUUGUGAACAUGAAUGAGGACCUUGCUGCUCUUUAUGAAAAGUUCUACCAAUUGAUUAUCACGAUGAGCAAAACUGUUUUAGACAUACGUGAAAAGGAAAUGGAGUUAAAAAUCGAACCAGAUGAACAAGCAAAGCAAACAAUCAAGAUCCUAACAGAUGCAAUGGUGUCGAUGAGUAGAAAGAUGCCUCCGCCUCUUGGGACAACGCAACACCAACAAGAGCAGCAGCAAGACCAGCAAGACCUCCAGGAUGCACAGAUUUGUGAAUUGUGCGAGAUGGCAUGGAAGGCUGCUGAAAGCAGUGGGGAAAUCCGUGCCUACUUCAAAAAAAGUGAACAACAAACUCAACCACAAGCACAUGGAACGAAUAUCUCCACAACAGAAAAGAAGAGAUCCCAUCAAGAUUUCACCGGCGGGGAUUUAGGUGUGACAUCCACCUAUACCAGAAGGUCGAGAAGCACUGGUACCAGGAAAAGAAAAGUAUUCAAAGACCCAACUAUCCCACACUUUAACCUGGGUAUCUUCUCCAUUCAAGAAGACAGUUACGAGCCAACCCAGGAGAAGAACACUGAGGAAGAUAUCACAGGAAGUGUUGAUUUGGAUAAAGAUGUCAAUGAGACUAUAGGAGCAAAAGAAUAUCCAGUACCAUCUGCACUCGACGAAACAAAGAAUCCCACUCCUUCCAUCGAUGAAAUCAUAAGAAGGGUCAGAGCACCAGCUUCAAAAUCAUUAAGUGAUACCAAAAAACUAGAGAUGAUUGCCGCUGCUGCAGAAGAAGUUGAGAACAACUCAAAGGUGGUUGAAGCAAUCCCUUUAAGCAUAAUUCCACCGGAUUGGAAUAUUGCUUCUACCACGGGUGGUCUACUGAUGCUGGAGAAAAAUGAGUGUACUACGCAACCGCCUACUAUCUCAAAGGAAGCUGAUGAGCUUGAUGAAGAGUUAACAAAGACAGUGGAAAAGUCGCCGUUCAUGCUGCAGAAGAAAAACAAAAAAAAAUUCAUACGAUGGACAAAGGAGAAGAAGAAAAUGAUCCAAGAAGAAGCCCUGUUGAUAGAAUUCGCUCUCUUGCAGAGACAAGAAGAAAUAGUUAAAUCGGGGAAACUCUUGUUUGAAUUUGAAAAAAUCGUUUGGGCAGACAGGACAGCAUUCUAUUCCAUGAGGAAAGGGACAUGGAUAGAAAACAGCAUCAUAGAUGCUUGGGCUGUCAUCCUAAACAAAGAAGAAGCUAAGAGUGACUCCCCAAGACGGAUAUUCUUUGGUGUUUCGUCAUUUGAUACAAUCAGUCGAUACUAUCAACAAGGCAGUAACAAAGAGGAAAUCAAGUUCACAUUCUAUGAGAGGUUGGGUCUUGAACUAGAAGAACAAGGCCUUACUGUAGCAUCCAUGUUAGCGGCAAAAGCUAUCUACUUCCCAGUACACUACCAAGACUAUUACUUCUUGUAUGUGUUGCCGGUUGAAGAAAAGAAAGUACUUGUCCUCAACAAUAUUCAUGCAAAAGAUCUGAACUACUACAAUCCAACGAAAGAUCUACUUUUUCGGUUCUUCAAAAGCUACGUUUCAUGCGUGUUUCCACGCAUAGAACUGGUCAGUGCUCAGUACACCUUCACAGAGGUUAUGCUACCAUUGCAUAAGGACAAAACGCCGAAUGUGGAAGAUUGUGGAAUAUACACAAUGCACCACAUGGAGCGGUAUGAUGGUGGUGAGUACGAGGAUGGUACUAGUUUGGAUUUCAACACAGGAAACAUCAAAGAGUACCGGUGGAAAUACAUGAUAAAAAUCAUUAUGCACCCAGCCAACAAAAAUAAGGACAAAAUCCUCGAAGCAAUGCACCAGUUCUAUACAAAUACUGCUGAAGAAGAACAAAAAAAAAAUUCCAGAUCAUGUUGA